This is a messenger RNA of Acanthochromis polyacanthus (spiny chromis), 3254 nucleotides long. RefSeq names its product UV-stimulated scaffold protein A (gene uvssa). Gene Ontology annotation, cellular component: chromosome. Bases 508 to 2805 code for a protein of 765 amino acids. The record is from RefSeq and is a predicted model, not a curated record. Gene Ontology annotation, molecular function: RNA polymerase II complex binding. The transcript is spliced from 15 exons. Gene Ontology annotation, biological process: response to UV; transcription-coupled nucleotide-excision repair. Lineage: Eukaryota; Metazoa; Chordata; Actinopteri; Pomacentridae.
GUUUUUUUUUUUAAGAGGUUUUUGACAGUAAGGGAGCUUGUUCCACAACGUUGGGGCUAAAACAGUUAAAAAAUGGAUUAACUUUGUUUGAAUACUGGACUGUACAACUUUUCACAACAACUGAUUCUUUGGUUUGAGGGUCUAUGUGUAAAAUAAGGGAUUUAAAGCUCUGAGAUCAGAAAGAAUUCAUUGAUCUCCAGAUGGAAGUUGCUCAUGUUGCAGAUGCUCUCAUUCAAAGUCAGAAAUAGAAAGAGUGAAAAUAUUUAGAUAAACAUAAAAAUAUGAACCUAAAAUGUGAGCGUAAGUAGAAAGUAUGUCCUAAAAAUUAGAAACAUGAGUAGAAACGGUACAAGCAUAAAUGUAAAGUGGGUUUUCCUAUGAAAAUAAAGGGGUGUGUUAUGUGGAAAAUAAUCAAAAGCAUCAUAAAUUGAUCUAUAAAGAACUGGGAGCCGUUGUAAUUUGACCGGUAAUUUUGAAUAUUAUGUCCAUGUAAAUAAGUGAACAGUGAUGGAGUUGUCUCAGAGGGACCGGCUGUCGGAGCUGGUGGAGGAGCUCACCACGUCGGGACAGCCACAGCUCAACCAGGAGAAGAUGAAGGAGGUCAAGAAGCUCUGCAAAGUGUCUAACGACUGCAUCGACCACGUGUACCACUCAGUCAUGUCCCAGCUAAACCAAGAACACGCCGAGAUCCGACUGUCUGCCUUCCAGAUCGCCAGCGAGCUCUUCUCUAGAUCGCACCACUUCAGGACGCUGAUAGUCGACAACUUCCAGGAAUUCUUGGAGCUGACAGUAGAGACGGAUUCAGAGCAGCCCCUCCCUCCUCCUAAGGAAGUAGCCAGGAAACUGAGGGCGCUGGCCAUCCAGACCGUGCAGUCAUGGCAGGCGUCCUACGGCUCUGCGUAUAAGAAGCUGGCGCUGGGAUACCACUUCCUCAAGCAGGUUAAGAAGGUGGACUUCCAGGAUGCCGAGGCCAGGACGGUAGCAGAGAGGAGAAGGGAGGAGGAGAGACAGAGGAAAAUGCAGAGGAUCUACAAGGAGAGGGUGGAGGCAGCAGCCAAAGACAUGGAGGAGUCAUACGAAGAAAUUGAAGCCACGCUGACGGAGAUGGAGUCCUGCAUGAAGCUGCUUUUCCCUCACUUUGACCUCACAGCUGUCCACACGGCCAAUAGCAGCCCUUCAAACUCCCAACCAGCCAAUGGGUGUCCUUCAGACGACGACCAGCCCUGCUGCAGCAAAGACCUCAAGGAUGAUGGGAGAGAAAGAAAGACGCUGGAGAGGGAGGAAAAGAAAAGAGGCAGCGGAGCGACAGAGGAGGAGAAAAGGUCUGAAGACGAGGAGGAGAAGAAGGAAAAGGAGGCUGAAGAUGGAGAAGCAAAGGAGAGUGCAAAGGGAGAGCUGGAAGAAGAUGACGAGGACGAGGACGAGGACGAGGAGGAGGACGGAAGUAGUGAAGAAGAGGAUGAGGAGGAGCCUCUUGAUGAAGGCUCAUUUAUCAGGAACUCUGGGCUCAUCUCUCACUCCUACAGUCUGGACCUGAACCUGAGUCCAGGUCUUCAUGUUAAAGAGACAGAGGACAAUGAGCCAGUGGUUUCCACGGUGAUAGACCUGCACAGGCUGAUAACAACCAAACACCUACCGGCUGUGCAGGGCUGGGUUCAGGUUUUCACCAAGUCCGGUGCAGAGGAGCAGCUGCUGAGAAGAGCGUUGGAUCUGAAGAGGUCUCUGGAAGCCGCUCUGCAGAAACAGGAGGAGCUUCACAUCGACUACAAGACCAGGGUCCGCAAAGUGCUGAAGGCUUCUUCGGACGGAGACGACGACGACGACGACGACGAUUUCGACGAGGUUCCAGAAAAAGAGGGCUACGAGCCGCACAUUCCAGAGCAUCUGCGAGCCGAGUACGGUUUGGAUCCUUCUCCUUCCACCUCAGCAGCUCCAGUCGCCCAAAAAAAGCCUCCCGCUAAAAGGCCUACAGCUCCUCCUCGUCCUCCUCCUCCUCCCUCGUCUUCGUCCUCCAGGCGGCUGAAGCGACUCUUAGAGGAGGAGCAGGAUCCGACCUCUGUUGUCGCCACACUGCACCUCCUCAAACAGAAGAUCCCUCUGCCCUCAGAAUCCAGCGACUCCUCUGGUCCCAGUUCUUCUCAGUCCGGUUCAGAUCAGAAAGCUGCCGAUGCUCCCGUGAUUCCGUUUGGUUUGGAUUUGUACUACUGGGGCCAGGAGCAGCCCAACGCCGGCAAGAUCAUCAAGUCGGCCUCUCAGCAUCAGUUCUGGGUUCCCAUAAACACAGAGGAGGAGGUGGAGAACGAGGAGAUGGCGGCGGAGAGCAGGAGCAGAUACAUCUCCUUCCCGGGGACCUUCACACCCGUCAGCCACUUCUGCAGAGCUCCGCUGGGCAACGGGAAGCUGUGUCAGAGACAGGAUCGCCUCAAGUGUCCUUUCCACGGUCGGAUCAUCCCCAGAGACCAGGAGGGUCGACCCUGCCACCAGGAGGACCGACUGAGGGAGGAGCAGGAGGAGAGGAGGAGGAGAGAGCAGCAGCCUGACUGGCGCGACGCUGAGCUGAUGCGAGACAUCGAGGCGGCGACAGGAGAGGACCUGGGCUCUGGUCGGGUUGGUGGUAAAAAAGGGAAGAAGAAGAAAUAUCCCAACCUCAGCGAUCUGAAGCAGAGCACCAACACCGCCCGCUCCAGGCUGGAGAAGAAAGUCUUCAACAAGAGCUCCAUGCAAAGAGUGGCUCAGGUGAUGAAUAAAGUGGACAAGAGGAAACACGACAAGUUCUCCAACCAGUUCAACUACUCUCUCAACUGACCUCCAAAUGAAGUGGAGACUACUCAGUUCUCCUCUUAAUAAACUCUUCUUAUUCUGGUUCAUUUCAGCCUGGUGUGUUCGUGCUACUUUCUACGUGUUCGUACGUUGUCGGAGAACACAAUAAGAGACACACACCAGGUUGAAAUUAAUCAAGAUUUCUUGGUGCUAAAAGAAGAAAAGAUUUAAUUUAUUAAUGUGCACGUUUAGGGAUCUGGUUAGCAGCUUAACAUGACUGGUAAUGAUUUAACGAUCAGCCUUUUUAAGGAGACGCCUUUACAGAAAUGUGAUCAUUAAUGGGUAGAGUGUGAUGAAGUAUGACGAAGUAAAUGAUAUUUCUUAUGACCUAAUUAUUGCCAAGUUGUUCAGCUUGUUAUUGCCUUUGGUCGAUCCAAGUCCAGGCUCCUUUUUCCAUUUCUACUCCUUUUUUCUACUAUUUUCUUGUUGAAUUU